Messenger RNA from Phaedon cochleariae (mustard beetle), 1686 nucleotides. The record is from the annotation of a GenBank genome assembly. NCBI's taxonomy places the organism in Eukaryota, Metazoa, Arthropoda, Insecta, Coleoptera, Chrysomelidae.
CAGUACAGAGUACGAAUACACCUACACAGUGGUUGUAAAAAGUUUGUGCAUUCUGUGAUUUUAAAAUUCUAGUCAGUGGUAAGAGAAAGUAUUUCAUUAUUAUAUUUUAAAGAAUGGCUCCUUACAAAAUUGUGAUGGUUCGUCACGGCGAAUCAGAAUGGAAUGAAAAAAACCUCUUCUGCGGCUGGUUCGAUGCUAACUUGAGCGAAAAAGGUAAACAAGAAGCCGUAAAUGCUGGUAAGGCCCUGAAAGACGCCAGCUACAAAUUUGACAUCGCUUACACUUCAGUGCUUACCAGGGCACAAAACACUUUGCAGGCCAUCCUAAAGGAGAUAGGUCAAUCGGACUUGGAGACGGUUAAGACUUGGCGCCUCAACGAGCGACAUUACGGCGGUUUGACGGGCCUCAACAAGGCCGAAACUGCCGCUAAGUAUGGGGACGCCCAAGUGGCCAUCUGGCGGCGCAGUUUCGACGUGCCUCCACCCCCAAUGGAGCCUGAUCACUCCUACUAUGAAACCAUCGUCAAGGAUGGGAGGUAUGCCAAUGGUCCAGCUCCUGAUCAGUUUCCCAAAUUUGAGUCCCUCAAGCUCACUAUUGAGCGUACUCUGCCGUUUUGGAAUGAUACCAUAGUGCCUCAAAUUAAGGCUGGGAAGCAGAUUUUGAUUGCUGCUCAUGGAAAUAGUCUGAGGGGUAUUGUGAAGCAUUUAGAUGGAAUGACUGAUGAUGCAAUCAUGCUACUGAAUCUUCCUACUGGUAUUCCUUUUGUGUAUACCCUGGAUGAAAACUUGAAGCCCAUCAAGAGUCUAGAAUUCCUAGGAGAUCCAGAAACUGUCAAAAAAGCAAUGGAAGCUGUCGCCGCUCAGGGAAAAGCCAAAUGAACUUGACAUUUUUGUGUCAGCAAAUAGUGGGAAAAAAAUAAUUAAAAAUUGUCAUUUCUCCCACUAAAGAAUGGAGUAACUUUGAAAAAGUAGGAAAAUGUAUUUAUUCAAUGUCCUCAUCUUCAAUUAGGAAAUUGUAUUUAGAGUGUUUUUAGAUCUAUGGUCCUUAUUUUAAGGAAUAUCCAGGUGUCAAACAAACAUAAGAGGAACAAAAUAUAAACAAAUCUAAUAAUUUAUAAUGAUAAAAACACUUUUUUUCAAAAGCUGUGAAAUCUUGUGAAUUAUUAAUUACCUAAUUCCAUUACACAACAGGAGUUAACAAAUAUGCAAACAUUGAGAUAACUAACGCCUACUAAUUGAAACAUGACCCUAAUCAACGCCCAAUCACUUAUCGAUCCUCUUCCUCACUUUCUGAACCCUCUUGUUAUUCCCAUUGGCCUUGUCCUUGUCCCCCUUUUCCCCCUGGGACUGCCCCGCUAAGAAAUUGGACACCAUGUCCGACAUCUCUGGCAACUCAAACUUGGCCAUGUUCUGGAUCUGCUCCAUUUCCUUCUUGGUCUCCGGGUCGUUCAUCAUCUUCGGGAGGACCAUGACCAGCAGCAGGGGCAGCACCAUCAUCAGGACCAUGGGGUUCAUCACUAUGUCGGCGAUGCGCCAUUGUUCGCGCAGCUGGAAGGGGCCAUACUUGAAGUCAAACGUGCUCCAUUAUAUCUACGCCGGUAACCAGGCCGGAUUUGUUGAAUAAGAGUAUAUAUAUAUGAUCCAAUCUUAUGAACACUGAUGACUUGGCUUCAAGCCAUUUGUGAUA